Messenger RNA from Paramecium tetraurelia, 1350 nucleotides. RefSeq lists its product as uncharacterized. The transcript has 7 exons. Gene Ontology annotation, cellular component: TRAPPIII protein complex. The record is from RefSeq and is a predicted model, not a curated record. Lineage: Eukaryota; Ciliophora; Oligohymenophorea; Peniculida; Parameciidae.
AUGAACCCAAAAGAUUUCUUUGAGAUCACUCAUUACUCACUAUAAGAAAUUUAGUAAAUUCCACCUUUCAAAAACAAUCUAGGAACAUUCAAUAAAUAAACCUAUACUGUCUCAUCGGCUUAGACAGGCAAACCUCAUUCUUUAAGCAAGCUCAUCAAUGAACCUAUUUAUUUUAUUAAUGAUGGCCAUUUGUAUUUGGUAGGCCGAAAAGAAAUAUAACAAGGCAAAACAUAUGUAGGGUAUUCUGUCCAAUAUUUGACACUGAUUAAAUACAAGGGUUUAUAUGAAAUGGAUUCCAUUACAAUUGAAACAAACCUAGAGUCUCUAAAAAAGAACAAAACAUAUCGCUAAUUAUCAUCCUCAUAUUUUGAGAGAGUCAAAGACGGAUAGGAACUAUUAAUCUUCAAUGAAAGUAAAUUAGAAGAAUAGGAUGAGUAUUCUUUAAGUUACCUUCUGAGUUAUAAGAUUCAGAAUUCAGCAUAGCUAGUUUAAGAAUAGGUACGUCUGGAGAAAAAGUAAUAACAUACAUUCAAGGCAUUUCAACCUUUUGAGUCUCAUUAUUCUAUGGUCAGUGAGAAUUUUCCGGAAGUAUUUUUAGAGUAUCAGUGCCUAAAUGUGUCAUCUUAGCCUUUGGAGAUGAAGAAUAUUGAAUUUAAAGUUGAAAAUAUAAUGACUAUUCAGAGAUUGAAAGACUACCAAUUGCCAAUUGUUUUGGGUUAGGAUGAAUGUUUGAAAAUCAUUUAUCGAAUUCAGAUAGAGACAUCAGAUCUGAAGGCCAUCUACACUGUAUUGACUUAAAAGAAGGAUUUGACAGAGUAUGAUUUGAGGUUGGGAUAGAUUCAUUUAGAAUGGGGUACUUGUGGUAAUUACUUUGGCACAUAAAAAACUUGUUUGGUCAGGAUUUAUUCUAUUAAUCUAAGACCUGCGAAAUCAAUUUAAAUAGAAAAAGAAGUCAUCACAACAAUAGAAAUAGAUAUUGAAUUGGGUAUCUUAUUUGAUGUCCCUUAAAUUGAUUUGGCUAUUAAAUUAGAAGAAUUAGAGAUGAAAGCAAUUAAAAUUGUUGGAAUGAAUUAAAUGAAAUUAAAUUUUCCUCCUGGAGUAAGAACAAGAAGAAUUAAAUUAGAUGUAGUUGCUUAUAACUGUGGUGUUCAUUAAAUUAAAGGAAUUAAGUUAUAUGAUCCAAAAACUAUGAAAAACAUUUCAUUUAAAAAUUUUCUUUCAGUUUUUGUUGUAAACAAACAACAAAAUUAAAGAACAUAAUAAAUUAAUGCCUAGGAAGUAAAUUUAUUGGAUUUAGAAAUAAAUUAACCCAAAGUAAUUUAAGAAACAAAUUUGCUAGAUUUAAUUUGA